Messenger RNA from Solanum stenotomum, 321 nucleotides. RefSeq lists its product as uncharacterized. The record is from RefSeq and is a predicted model, not a curated record. Lineage: Eukaryota; Viridiplantae; Streptophyta; Magnoliopsida; Solanales; Solanaceae. Bases 1 to 321 code for a protein of 106 amino acids. The transcript has a single exon.
AUGUCCCCUUGUAUGAUUGAAGCUGAUAUAUUUUCUACAUUGAUGCCCCUACGUACUUAUGUUGAUGAUCUGACCGCUAGGGUCACAACCUAUGAGAGCAGGCAGGGGGAGAGCUCUGAGGUUUUGGCUUUGAAAGCCAAUGUAGCAUACUUGAGGAAGGACGUAGACUAUUUGAAGUCUACCGACUUCACUUCAUUGAUUCAGACUGCAGAUGACGUAGAGGCCCCUGAGACCUUAGGGAUUCCUCCGAAUACCACCAGAGAUAUACAUAGGGAGGAAGAUGUAGUUGAUGAGUCGGAUACUAAAAUCGACAAGAAGUAG